AUGUACGGCGAGGAGGUGGAUGCCGAUCUGCCGGAGUCUCUGAUCAGCGGCGUCGUCCUUUUGACCAUCGUGGAAAAGCACCUUCCCUUCUUGCUUGUGGACAAGCGAUGGCACAAAGAAGCUAAGCCCAUGAGCUUCCAAGCCCGUGACAACAUUACCCUAUUUGCAGACUGCUGCGUAGCCCUGGGCAUGCGCCGCUCUGAUGUGUGUAACUAUAGCAACUUUGAGCGUGGGGAUCUGAAGCAGAUCACGGCCACGCUCUGCGCCUUUGCCAAGUUGGGCAUCCCGAAGGGUCUGCACCAGGUGUCGAAGGAGCUGGAGACCUACGUGGAGAAGGCGUACAGCCCCGCCGUGGCGCAGAUGGACCUGGUGAACGAGGAGGAGGAGAUCCAGCUGACCGCGGAGGAGCUGGAGGCGCUGGAGCGCGAGCGGCAGGCGGAGGAGGAGCGCCAGCAGCGCAUCGCGGAGAGUUUGAAGGGGUUUGCGGAGCUGCGCGAGGCGUGCGAGGCGGCGUUCAACCGCGCGGUGGAGGGACUGUGCGCGGACGUGCUGAGCGGAAUCGACAUGAACGACCUGGAGCUCUCGGACAGCUCGGAUAGCUCCAAGAGUUCGAAGAGCUCCAAGAGUUCGAAGAGUUCGAAGAGCUCCAAGAAGGCGAAGAAGUCGGAGGGCGCGCGGGAGCUGAGCGUGGAGGAGCUGCGAGCGAAGAUCGAGAAGGCGGAGGAGGAGUGCGCGCUGGCGAAGCGGAUGCUGGAGGAGAUGAGGAAGAAGCGCGCGGAGCUGGAGGCGGAGGGCGCGGACACGAGCGAGGUGGACGCGGCGAUCGCCGAGAUGGAGCGGAAGAUCGGGGAGCUGGAGGGAAUGAUCGCGAAGGAGCGCGAGGAACUGCAGAGAAAGGAGGAGGAGGAGAGAAGGCGGAAGGAGGAGGAGGAAGAGCGGAAGCGAAGAGAGGCCGAGGAGGAGGCGGAGCGACUGCGAAGGGAGGAGGAAGAACGGAUCAUGAGGGAAGAGGCGGAACGAUUGCUGCGCGAAGAGGAGGAAGAGAAAAAGAGAAGGGAAGCGGAGGAGGCGGAAGCGGAAGCGGAGAGACUGCGAAAGGAGGAAGAGGAGAGACUGCGAAAGGAGGAAGAGGAGAGAAAGCAGAGAGAAGAGGAGGAGCGAAGACAGAAAGAGGAGGAGGAGCGAAAGCGAAAGGAGGAGGAGGAAAAGGAGCGAUUGCGCAAGGAAGAAGAGGAACGCAAACGCAAAGAGGAGGAGGAAAAGGAGCGGAAGCGCAAAGAGGAGGAGGAGCGGAAGCAGAAGGAGGAGGCGGAGCGCGUGCAGCGCGAAUUGGAGGAACAGCAGCGCGCGGAAGAGGAACGAGCCAGACUCGAGGAGGAGGAGCAGGCGAAGAAGUGCCGCGGAUGCCGCAGCAAACGACCAAAACAAACCGAGGAAGGUGACGCCUAGACCAUGGAAGAAGAAGAAGAAGGAUACUAGUUGUUAUGUAAAUUAUCAUUGUGA
This is a messenger RNA of Blastocystis hominis, 1503 nucleotides long. RefSeq lists its product as hypothetical. NCBI's taxonomy places the organism in Eukaryota, Bigyra, Opalinata, Blastocystidae. Bases 1 to 1449 code for a protein of 482 amino acids. The transcript is spliced from 2 exons. The record is from RefSeq and is a predicted model, not a curated record. Gene Ontology annotation, molecular function: protein binding.